Molecule: messenger RNA, 8931 nt
Organism: Etheostoma spectabile (orangethroat darter)
Lineage: Eukaryota; Metazoa; Chordata; Actinopteri; Perciformes; Percidae
Gene: rp1l1a
Product: rp1 like 1a
Biological process (GO): intracellular signal transduction; retina development in camera-type eye; photoreceptor cell development
Cellular component (GO): axoneme
Source: RefSeq, a predicted model, not a curated record
GCUCGUGGCAUCACCUGAUUUUAAUAUCUGACAUGUUUUGUUCUGGAUCUGUAAUCGGCCAUUCAUCUCCUAACACUGCUGUCGGUAUGCGUCCAUAAAGGUGGGUGUGAGACUGCACCAUGUACUCAGUCGAGGCAGGGAUGUGGGACCCUCAGCCUCCAUCUAAACAUGCCUCGUCCCUCUCCCCGCGACCCCCCUCCAACUUACGCCCUGCCCAUGUGAUCGCAGCCCCCCCAGCCAAGCGGAUCACCUUCUACAAAAGCGGCGACAGCCAGUUCGGGGGUGUCAAGAUGGCCAUCCAAAAGCGCAGCUUCAAAUGUUUCGACACCCUGCUGGACGACCUUUCCCAAAAGGUGCCCUUGCCAUUUGGCGUGCGGACUGUGACCACUCCCCGCGGCACCCACGCCAUCAAACACCUGGAGCAGCUCCAGGACGGUGGCUGCUACCUCUGCUCAGACCGGCGCCAGGCUAAGCCAGUCAACAUGGAACUGGCCGGCAAACGCCCAACCAUCUGGUACCAUCACAGCCGGAGGCCCCAGCAGCCCGAAUCCUCGUCCGCAACACCGCCUGGCCAUCAGUCUUACAGGCAGCGGCGGAUCCUGCUGGUGAAGAACAGCGAGCCGGGGAUGAGGAGGAGCGUGGUGUUGAGCAGGAGGUCAACCAGGAGCCUGAAGUCCUUUCUUGAUGAGGUGUCAGAGGUGAUGCAGUUUCAUGUACGCAAGCUCUACACUGCUGAGGGACGAAGGAUUGACAGCGUACAAAACCUGAUGACUUGUCCUGGUACGUUGGUGUGUGUUGGCCGGGAAGCCUUCAGCCCACUGUUGAUAAACUUCAUCAGGAAGAGCUCUGAAGAAAAACUGCCUGGUCUGGGCAGCAGGGGCCCUGCUCUUGGCCCCAGGACUCCUGGAAAUGGGGCCAGAUCUCCUGCUACUCAAGGAGCAAGAUCCCCACCUCGUGGAGCUCAGUCUAGAGCCAGCGAAUACAGCGAAGGGCAUGAAAGCAGGAAAAAUGUUAACUUUGGUCUGGAAACCAAAAAAAGCAUAAUCCAUCCUCGUUCAGAUUCCUCAAACCGCUCCACCCGUUUCUCCUUGUCUUCAGAGAAGUCAUACAGCAAUGGUGUCAGCACCUACUCCCAGGCCAGACCAGCUAUUAUGAACGAUGACAUUGAAAAGCGUGUCCUGGUCAAUAAAGACGGCAGCCUGUCAGUGGAGAUGAGGGUGCGUUUCCGCCUACACAAUGACGAGACCCUGCAGUGGUCUACACAAGUCAAGAAAUCCCCAUCUCUGACUAAUGAAUGUUGCCCCCUGAGUCAGGCCCAGCCCCAUUACCUGCAGCAGGGCCAAUCAGAGAGCUGCUCUGAUCCUGAUUCCACAUCCUUUGACCCAGAGGGUGUGGAUUAUUCUAACCAACCUGCGCAGCGUGUGUUGGAGGGGAACCAAUGUCCCUGCUGUUACCAGAGACAGGAACAGCAAUACGAUUUAUGGGAAAACCCAGCACACAGCCAAAAACUGCAUCCUGUACCUCCACCACAUCCACCCAGCCACUCCCACACUCUGCUGAGACAUACACACUCUUCUAGCUCUUCCUCGUCAUGUAAUUCCAGGAGGGUGAUGCGCUGUCGAGCACGAGUCACAAACUGUGGCUCAGGUUCAAAGCAGAGCCAACUGGUCCAGGAGGAGAUGUUUGUGACGGAGCAGGUUGAGCGCAGAGUAGAGCUAGAGCAGGAUGGAGAUACCCAUGUCGAGGUGUGCAGGGUGAGUCGAUGCUGCAGUCGCAGUGAAAUAGUUGCCAUUGAUAGCAACCUACGACCACUUAGCAGGAAGUCAGUAGAGGGUGACCUACUGAUGGAGGAAGAUGGGGAGCGUCCGCUGUCUGCAAUAAGUAGCUCCUCUCAUAUCCUUCAAUCACUGCAAGAGGACCAGGAUGAUGACCUGCCACCCAGCGCCUCACAAUGCUGUCAAUGCAAUGAACCCACUCCUUCCCCAACUUCCCAGACUCACUUGAGCCACAAACCAACAAGUAGCAUCACAGCUGGUUCUGUCCACUCGACAGAACACGAGAAGCAAGAGGAAGAGAGAGGAAGCAGAGCAGUAUCUGUAGCCUCGUCCUAUCACUGUGGAGCAGCCACCCCACAUCCAACAGCUGAAGCAGAGAGGAUGGAUCGAGCUCCCAGCUCCAAGUCCAAAAGGAGCAGAGCCUCAAGCAGGUCCAGCAAAGUCCGGAUCCCAAACUCAGAAGAAGAGGGGGCUGCAGAUGAUGAGGAUGAAGAUGUACAGAGGGUUGUUAGUGGCUUGUCUAGUCAUACAGGAUAUUCCCUGCAAUCAAGGGGAUCUAAUGUAUGUCCCAAUUGUGGCGGAUGCAAAAGUGGGGUCAACUCUGAAUCAAAUAGUAGAGCAUCACAGAGGUCCCACCGAGCAUCUCCAAAGCAGGCCACACCUCUUUCCAGCCAAGAGAAUGCAAAUAAUGGCAGUGAUGAUGGCUCAGAAGAUUCAGCUGGGUCCACACAAUCCAACAAGACCAACCUCACCAACAAUGGCCGCUGCUCUGCAAUAUCAAACAUCCAAGAGCACAGAGCAUCUAGUGCCAUGUCCAGAAUGUCCAAUCUUGAGGAAGCAGGAAAAGAGGAAGAAAGGGCUCUGAGUGCCACCUCAGCCACAAGUCACAGGUCCAAUGGAUCAUGCAAGUCUGGCUAUAAUGACAGUCCUUGUGGCACAGGACAAAAAGAGGAGGAGAGAAGCCCCAGUGCCAUAUCGGCUCGGUCCAACAUGUCUGCCAAGUCCGGCAGGUCACACAAGUCCAACUACAGCUGCACCGCUGAUGCGCCUGACAUAAAGACAACAGAGGAGGCAGAAGAAGCAAACACUGAAGAAAGAGUACUUAGCUCCUUGUCAGCCAAAUCUGGUGCCUCAGCGGAGACCAAUGCUUCAGUCAAGAAAGGAACUAAGGUUGCCUCACCAACUGACAAUACAGCUGUGGAGGACAAUGACACAAACAAAAGAACUUCCAGUGCCCUAUCUGAUACGCCUGGCGAGGCAGAAAGACCAGAUAGUGUCAUGUCUGCUAAAUCAACUAAAUCUAAUGUGUCAGCAAAGUCCGGCACAUCUCACAGGUCUACUUGCAGUCACUGUGCAAGAGCAGAAUCUCGAGCUGAUGUACCCAUUAUCGAAGCAACAGAACAGGAAGAAGAAAUGGAGUCAGAGGAGAGAGCAGCGAGUGCCAUGUCAGACAAAUCAAAUCUUUCUACCAAGUCUAAUAAAUCCCACAAGUCCUUCAAAGGUGGAGAAGAUGGACAAGAAAGGGCAGUGAGUCAAGCAUCAGGCAGAUUAGUCAAAUCUAAAACUUCUAACUACAAUGAAACCGCUGCAUCUCCAAGCUCCAAGGAAAAAGAAAAUGAGCUGGGAGAAGAUGAACAGCAGAGGCCUGAAAGUGUAAUAUCUGCUAAAUCAGCCAAAGACACAGCAAAGACAGAGGUAGACAACAUGGAGGACAGAACCCCCAGCGCCAUGUCUAGUAAAUCACACACCUCUGCAAAGUCCUCCAAGUCCCAGAAGUCAAAUCAAACCGCAACAUCUGCUAAAUCAGCCAAAGACACAGCAAAGACAGAGGUAGACAACAUGGAGGACAGAACCCCCAGCGCCAUGUCUAGUAAAUCACACACCUCUGCAAAGUCCUCCAAGUCCCAGAAGUCAAAUCAAACCACAGCAUCUCUAAAUCCAAAUGAAGCCGAUAUGCCUUCUAUUGAGAUAAAUGGAAAAGAGGAGCAUAAUGAAAAUCAAGAGCGGGUGGCCAGUGCCCUGUCGGUCAAGUCAAAAUCUUCAAUGAAGUCCCAUACUUCUCAGAAGUCUAGUAAGAAUCUCAAACCGGUGUCACCAAGUCCAAAUGUUACCUUUCAAACACCAGCGGGGGUUGAUGAAGAUGGAAAUGAGACAACAGAGAGAGCCCAAAGUGCUAUAUCCGCUAAAUCAGCGAAAUCUAGUGUUUCGACUUCAUCGCAUAAGUCUCGUCAUAAGAGAACAGCUGAUUUUGCUGUUAUUGAAAGAGCAGAUGCAGAUGAAAACGUGGAGGACAAUUCAACAAAAAGUACAUCUAAAGGACAAAUGCUCUUAUCAUGUUCCCCACUGACCCACUCACCCAAAGCUGCAUCCCCCAGCAGAUCUGGAAGAUCAAAAUGUGGCUGUGGAGCAGCUUCAGCACUUGAAAAGUCAAAGGAAAAAAAAGAGGGGGAGAAAAAGGAAGAUCUUGAGGAGCUUGAAAAUGAGGAGGCUUCUGAGCGGGCCGCCAGCAUCCUUACGUCCUCAAGCAGAAGGCACAGGAGAGAAUCAGGAGGCUCUGAGCAGCCACUGAGUCAAAACUCAUCAGGCUCAGUCUCUCUUGGGUUGCCAGAAGACCAGGAAAUAGCCAACUCAGACAGUGGCAGGUCCUGUGUUUCUUUUCACACAAAUACUGAGAAAAAGGGCAGAGUGAAGACAGUAACUCCCGAUGUCCCCAAAAGCUCAGAACAGUCCGCUUUGAAGGAAGAAAGGGAGGGAACGGGGUCCAUGAUGUCUCAAAAGUCCAGCAGUAAAAGCGCUCACAAUCAUGUCCCUACUAUUAAAACAGGGGGGAGUGGGGAUAAAGGUGAAGAAGGUGGGGAGCAAACAACAGAGAGAGGAGACAGCUCAUUGUCAGCCAAAAGCAGCAGGUCUCACAAGUCUUCCUGUAGCUGUGGCAACAAAGCACCUCGAAUGCUUGACAGUAAGCCAACAAGUGCCAGCCCAACCAAAGCAGAAAAUGACCAUGAAAUAGCAAGUUUGAAGUCAGCUUCAACGACAAAAGCUGGCAAAAUGGAUGCCAAUGACAACAGGACAUCAUCUGCAAUGUCAGCAGCAAGUGCUAAAGCUCGGAGUAAAUCCCCUGCAAGUGUCAGUGGUGAAAAUGCUAAUGUAGCUCGAGAUUCAGGAGAUAAUGCCACUGCAACUCAGGCCAUCAGCAGACCAGCUAGUAAGGCCGAAGGGGAAGAAGAUAUUGCAGACAAUAAGGUGGCAGGUGUCCAAUCCAAGAGUCCCCGUAGCCUCAGGCCUGAUUCAGCAGUUUCAACUCACUCAGGCUCCAAGAUGAAAGCCUCAAAGGAGAGUAAGGCCAAAUCCCGCUCCAGACCAAGCAGCAAAGUGGAGACAUGUAGUGGGAGCACUCUGCAUCAUUCUACGUCUGCUGCUGAUAUGCUGAAGGAAACCAUGGCUGCUGCUGCUGCUGCACGUUCAAACAGCCAACAGUCCAUGGCGAGUAAAACCAGUGACAAGUCCAGGAGUAAAAGGUCUCAGAGGAGCAGGAACCAGACAGAUCAGGAGGAACUGGAACUGUCACCUGCCUGUCUGCCCAAUGCUUCCCCCAAUGAGGUUGUCAGUGACUGGCUGCGCAGCAUUCCCGCUAACAGCUGCAUGCUCGCACUUGGUGAUGGGCUGAAUGAGGAGGAGCAGGAGAAGGUGGAGGAAGAGAAACCUGGAGAAGAGGAAGCAAAGGAGGAGGGAAAUCUGGAAGAGGGGAAAGUGGAAGACAAGAAGGAGGAUGUCGAGGCAAACGAGGAAGAACAGAAAAAGGAAGAGGCUGAAUGUGAUGCAGCAGAAGAGGAGAAGAGCCCAGAUCCAGCUCCAGGUGGUGGUGACGCAGUGGGGACUCUGUUGUGGAGCGGUGACGCUCAGCCCAAGAGUUGGAAUUCUUCUGUUGCAGUGAUGAAAGUUCUUCUGAGCUCCUCUAUGGGUCGAUGUCAGAGCAUGCCUGAGGUGUCUCCAGUUUAUGGUCGUAGACUGAGCACAUCAGCCAGGGGGUUUCUGGACUGUUUGGCCCAGCUUCAGCUCAUUGAGCCUAAAGUGACCCCUGGCUUUGACCAAGAGAAGGACCGCAACCAGCAGUAUGAGGACAUUAUGGCCAUCCUUCAGUCUCUCUGGCUCACUGUACCCAGGGACAUUGAGACCAAGGAGACCAAGGACGUUGGCACGGAGCAGGUGACUCCACCGAGGUCCUCAUCCGGGGUGGGAAUGAGCAGUGGCUCUGGCGGAUCAGGGAAAGAGAAUGGAACUCAAGGUGGAGAUGAAACGAAUCAAAACAAAACAAAAGAGUCCUCUUUACAUGAGGAGAAGGAAGGGGGAGCGGAGAAGGUUGUAGAAGAGGAAGAAGAAGGAAAUGCAGAGGCAGAACACAAGGAAAUUGAAGCAGACCCAGAGGAGACAGAGGUUGCAAAGGAAGAGGUUCAGAGUACAGUCCCUCCAAGUCUGGACAGCCCAAAAGCCUCUGAGAAUCCCUCGUCAUUGGACAAGAGCUCUGCCAACAACAGCUCCAAAUCCCCCACGGAUAACGAACAAGAGACGGCAGAGGACUCAGGCAGCUCAGGCACGCCCCCGACUGUCCUGCGAGCACCAUUGUCAAAACGACUAUCCCAAGACCCUGAUCCGGUGUGGGUCCUGCACCUUCUGAAGAAGCUGGAGAAACAGUUCAUGGACCACUACAUUAACGCCAUGGCGGAGUUCAAAGUUCGUUGGGACCUGGACGACAGCCUCAUGCUGGACACCAUGAUCGGCGAGCUGAGGGAAGAGGUGAGCAGACGCAUCCAGAGCAGCGUCGAGCGUGAGGUGAGGAAGAUUCAGAGUCGCGCCGGCAGAGGGGGGAAGUUUCCCCGGCCGCCGCAAAGAGCGAACCUCUCCAGGGAGUCCACCGUAACAGAGAAGAGGCGUCAAAUAUUGAAGGUCAUGAAGAAAAAGUCAGUAAAAACCGCUGAUUGCCUGAGCGAUGAAGACACGACGGCUGAGUUCAGCGACCAGCGAAGUGAUGACGAGUACUGUCCCUGUGAUGCUUGUGUUCGCAAGAAAAUGGCCGCCCGGCCUCUCAAAGAUAACCCGCUUGCAGCCAAAGCACCGGUGAUGAUGGAGUUUGACCUCCUUAAGAUUCUGCAGCUGAAGAAAACCCCUGCGCCUGCAGUUGUGCUGCAGUCUGCAGAGAUGGAAAGUGAUAGCGAAGGGAGGAAUUUAGAGGUAGUGCAGGAGGAAGAGGAGGAGGAGGAGGAGGAAACUAAAGAGGAUAUUAAACCUAAAGUUCUUUUAGAGGAGACAAUUCCAGAGGAAGAUGAGGAAAUAGGGAACGAUGGGGGUGAGGCAGGAGAUGAGGAGGAGGAGGCAGAAGCUGAAAAAGGGGAAAGUAUUGCAGGUGUUGAGGAUCCGGAAGAGAAAGAAACAGGUGGCGAGGAACCUGGAGAAGAGGAGACAUCAGGAAAUGAAGAGGAAGAGGAAGAAUGUCAAUGCCAGUGUGCCAGAAAUGAGGAGGAGAGCGACAACGCAGAAGACGGAGAGGAGGAAACAGCAGAAGGAGAGGCUGCUGAGGAGACCGGCGACAACGCAGCUGAGGAUGAGACAGGAGAUGAUGAAGAGAGAGCAGGGGAGGAAGAGGGGGAGAACGCAGAGGAUGGAGAGACAGGAAUCGAGAAAGAGGAGGAGGAGGAAAAGGAGGAGAGUGACAAGGAGACGGUAAAAGAGGCAACAGCAGGUGAAGGAGAAACCACUGAAAAUGGCAUGGGUGAGGAGGAGGAGGCCGAGAUGGAAGACUGUGAGGUGUCUGAAUAUAAGGAAGAAGAUGAAGGCAAGGAAGAAGAAGGAAAGGAAGAACAAGAAGAAAUGACAGGCAAGGAAAGCGGAGAAGAUGAGGAUUCUGGGGAAACGGAGGAUGACAGCGCUGCAAAAAAUGAAGAAUCCACGCUGCUGGAGGAGUUUGUGGAGGGUAACGUCAGCGCUUCGGCAGAGGAUGAAGAUGAAGGGGAUGAUGCUGCCGGAGAGGGGGAGUCACAUGAAGACGAAAAGGAAGGAGAGAGUGAGGAGCCAGGAUGUGAGGCAUCAGAGGAGGAAAGAACCUCAUUAAAGGGCCAGGGGGUGGCUGUGAACGAGGGUGAGGAGGUACACGCCAAAGAAUCAGACCCCGACAGCAAGCGUCCAAGAGACAACAGCGUGUCUGAAUCAGGACACGAGGGGGCCGGAGCCUCAGAAGACGAAGAGGGGAAAGAGGGCAAAGAAGAUGGAGAUGAGGCCAAUGAUGCUGUUGAAGAAUGUAAACCCGAGGAAGACAAGGAGAAGGAUGGAGAGUUGGACAAAAGGGAGAACGGCGUUCUCUUCCAUCAGUUCACCAGGACCUCUGUGGAGUCCCAGCCCGGCUCUUUGGAGGACAUUGACACAGAGUCCCCCAAUAACCUUGUCAACGCCAUAGAAGUGCCCAAAAGGGCUGCUUGUGUAUGUGGUGGUGGCGGUACGGGCCAGAGGAGGAGCCGCUCGCCGGGCAGGGUCAAACGGUCCAAACCCAAAGAGUGUGACGCUGAGUUGAAUUGACUUUUAACUCACACGGACACCAGACUUAUGGUCACAGACUACCAUAAACCCUUGCUCUGUCAGUGACUCCACCGAUAGAGUUAUUUAGGCAACAAAAAAAACUGCAAACAGAAACUCAAACACUUGAAGCACUUUAUCACUCCAGAUCCCAUGUAGAAUAUUGAAACUUGAAAUCUCCACAUUAUCCUAUUUAAUUAUAUGAAUUAUAUUUGUAUAUUUUGUAAGUUAAUUUGGAUGUACGAAGGGAUAUAUCUAAUUCUGUAUGUGUUGAAUAAGGUAUAUUUUUGGAAUAUUUUUGACACCCGUGGGUGUAUUAUAUGAACUUGUUAUUUUGUGUAGUGGACCACAGGUUUGAUGAUUUAUUGAAUCAUAUAGCCAUUAAUAUACCAAGUACCUCGGAGAUAUAUGAUCUAUUUGUUGCCUGUUUCAAUAGUGUGACAGACCCAAUGUAUUGAUACUUUGUUUGUGAAUGAGUUUAAUUCUUUGUCUAUUUUAUUUGGGCUCAUCUUAUCUUAAGUCUUUAUUCUCAGGGGUUUGGAAGGUCAUCUCCAAGCUAUUACUUAACUAACUACUUAAAUCUGUAGUCUGU